CCGGGCCUAAGUCAGCCCUCUGCGCCCCCCGGGAGCAGCUGCCCAAGCCAACAGCGCCAUGGGCUUCUCGUCGGAGCUGUGCAGCCCGCAGGGCCACGGGGCCGUGCAGCAGAUGCAGGAGGCCGAGCUGCGGCUGCUGGAGGGCAUGCGGAAGUGGAUGGCCCAGCGGGUCAAGAGUGACCGGGAGUACGCGGGGCUGCUGCACCACAUGUCCCCGCAGGACGGCGGUGGCCAGAGCCGGGCUGGCUCCGACAGCCCCAUCAGCCAGUCCUGGGCAGAGAUCACCAGCCAGACGGAGGGCCUGAGCCGGUUGCUGAGGCAGCACGCGGAAGAUCUGAACUCGGGGCCCCUGAGCAAGCUGAGCCUGCUUAUCGGGGUGCGCCAGCAGCUGCGCAAGACGUACAGCGAGCAGUGGCAGCAGCUGCAGCAGGAGCUCACCAAGACCCACAGCCAGGACAUUGAGAAGCUGAAGAGCCAGUACCGAGUCCUGGCGCGGGACAGCGCCCAGGCCCGGCGCAAAUACCAGGAGGCCAGCAAAGACAAGGACCGCGACAAGGCCAAGGACAAGUACGUGCGCAGCCUGUGGAAGCUCUUCGCGCACCACAACCGCUACGUGCUGGGCGUGCGGGCGGCGCAGCUGCACCACCAGCACCACCACCAGCUCCUGCUGCCCGGCCUGCUCCAGUCGCUGCAGGACCUGCACCAGGAGAUGGCGAGCAUCCUGAAGGAGAUCCUGCAGGAGUACCUGGAGAUUAGCAGCCUGGUGCAGGAAGAGGUGGUGGCCAUUCACCAGGAGAUGGCCGCAGCCGCUGCCCGCAUCCAGCCCGAGGCCGAGUACCAGGGCUUCCUGCAGCAGCACGGGUCCCCCCCGGAUGUCCCCCCCUGCGUCACCUUUGAUGAGUCGCUGCUGGAGGAGGGCGAAGCCCUGGAGCCGGGCGAGCUGCAGCUGAACGAGCUGACGGUGGAGAGCGUGCAGCACGCGCUAACGUCAGUGACCGAGGAGCUGGCUGUGGCCACCCACAGGGUGCUCGGCCGGCAGGAGGCGGUCACUCAGCUGCAGCGCGAGCUCCGGCACGAGGAGCAGGCCAUCCACCCGCGACAGCGGGUUUACCUGCUGAGCAAGAGGCAGGUGCUGCAGGAGGAGCUGCAGGCGCUGCAGGUGGCGCUGUGCGGCCAGGCCAAGCUGCAGGCCCAGCAGGAGCUGCUGCAGGCCAAGCUGGAGCGCCUGGGCCCCGGCGAGCCCCCGCCCGUGCCCCUGCUGCAGGAUGACCGCCACUCCACGUCGUCCUCGGAGCCGGAGCGGGAAGGCGGACGGACGCCCACCCUGGAGAUCCUGAAGAGCCACAUCUCAGGAAUCUUUCGCCCCAAGUUCUCGCUCCCCCCGCCACUGCAGCUGGUCCCUGAGGUGCAGAAGCCCCUGCACGAGCAGCUGUGGUACCACGGGGCCAUCCCGCGGGCGGAGGCGGCCGAGCUGCUGACGCAGUCCGGGGACUUCCUGGUGCGGGAGAGCCAGGGCCAGCAGGACUGCGUGCUGUCGGUGCUGUGGGAGGGCCAGACCCGGCACUUCAUCAUCCAGUCCGCCGACAACCUGUACCGACUGGAAGGCGAUGGCUUUCCCAGCAUUCCCUUGCUCAUCGACCACCUGCUGCGCUCCCAGCAGCCCCUCACCAAGAAGAGCGGUGUUGUGCUGAGCAGGGCUGUGCCCAAGGACAAGUGGGCGCUGAACCACGAGGACCUGGUGCUGGGCGAGCAGAUCGGGCGGGGGAACUUUGGCGAAGUGUUCAGCGGGCGCCUGCGAGUGGACAACACCCUGGUGGCCGUGAAAUCCUGUCGAGAGACGCUGCCGCCCGACCUCAAGGCCAAGUUUCUGCAGGAAGCCAGGAUCCUGAAGCAGUACAGCCACCCCAACAUCGUGCGUCUCAUUGGCGUCUGUACCCAGAAACAGCCCAUCUACAUCGUCAUGGAGCUGGUGCAGGGGGGCGACUUCUUGACCUUCCUCCGGACGGAGGGAGCCCGGCUGCGGAUGAAGACGCUGCUGCAGAUGGUGGGGGACGCAGCUGCGGGCAUGGAGUACCUGGAGAGCAAGGGCUGCAUCCACCGGGACCUGGCUGCUCGGAACUGCCUGGUCACGGAGAAGAACGUGCUGAAGAUCAGCGACUUCGGGAUGUCCCGGGAGGAAGAGGACGGCAUCUACGCCGCCUCGGGGGGCCUCAGGCAAGUCCCCGUGAAGUGGACAGCACCGGAGGCUCUUAACUACGGCCGCUACUCCUCCGAGAGCGAUGUAUGGAGUUUUGGCAUCUUGCUGUGGGAGGCCUUCAGCCUGGGGGCCUCUCCGUACCCCAACCUCAGCAAUCAGCAGACUCGCGAGUUCAUAGAAAAGGGGGGCCGCUUGCCCUGCCCCGAGCUGUGCCCCGACGCCGUGUUCAGACUCAUGGAGCAGUGCUGGGCCUACGAGCCGGGCCAGCGGCCCAGCUUCAGCACCAUCUACCAGGAGCUGCAGAGCAUCCGAAAGCGGCAUCGGUGAGGCCGGGCCCGCGGUGUUGUGCCUCCUUCCCAGCUGCAGCCCCCGGUCUGGGGGCUCUCCGGCGUUCUGGACUCCAGCCACCCCGCGCGGCGGGGAUGCGGCCCCCUGUCCGCUGCGCAUCCAUCCGCGCUCCCGCCCAGGGCCCCUCCCCUUCCAAGCAGAAAUAAUAAACCAUUUGUG
Messenger RNA from Eptesicus fuscus (big brown bat), 2704 nucleotides. RefSeq names its product FES proto-oncogene, tyrosine kinase (gene FES). The transcript is spliced from 19 exons. The coding region runs from base 59 to 2524 and encodes 821 amino acids. The record is from RefSeq and is a predicted model, not a curated record. Lineage: Eukaryota; Metazoa; Chordata; Mammalia; Chiroptera; Vespertilionidae. Gene Ontology annotation, molecular function: ATP binding; non-membrane spanning protein tyrosine kinase activity. Gene Ontology annotation, biological process: cell adhesion; peptidyl-tyrosine phosphorylation; chemotaxis.